GUGGUAUAAUCUUAUGUGGGACAGCGUUCACGGAAGAGCAGGCGUGGCGAGUGCACUUGCAUCUUCUUUCACUCUUGACACGGCGAAAUGACGGCGACUCUACGUCCGUACCUGAACGCCGUGCGUGCCACAUUGCAGGCGGCCCUCUGUCUGGAGAACUUCUCCUCUCAGGUAGUGGAGCGCCACAAUAAGCCAGAAGUCGAGGUCCGGAGCAGUAAGGAGUUACUCUUGCAGCCCGUGAUCAUCAGCCGCAAUGAAAAAGAGAAGGUUCUGAUCGAGGGGUCCAUCAACUCUGUCCGUGUCAGCAUUGCUGUUAAGCAGGCAGAUGAGAUUGAGAAGAUUUUGUGCCACAAGUUCAUGCGCUUCAUGAUGAUGAGAGCAGAGAACUUUUUCAUCUUGAGGAGGAAACCUGUGGAGGGUUACGACAUUAGCUUCCUCAUCACCAACUUCCAUACGGAGCAGAUGUACAAGCAUAAGCUGGUGGACUUUGUCAUCCACUUCAUGGAGGAAAUUGACAAGGAGAUCAGUGAGAUGAAACUGUCCGUUAACGCUCGUGCCCGCAUUGUUGCAGAAGAAUUCCUCAAAAACUUUUGAGGAAUUCUGGCUUUCCACAUGCAGAUCCCAUAACAUGGCCAUCACCAUGGUUACCUGUAAGGUGGGGAUGGGUUAGGGGCCAAAUGAGAGAGAGAGAGGUGCUUAUGGGGCACAGAAUCGGCAAGGAAAACCAAUAAAGAGACCAGCUGACCAAGAGAGGAUGGCCUCUGUCCUUAGGCAUCCCUGCACUUAAUAAUAUCGGUAUUUGUACAUAAAUAUUCUCAUAUUCAUUUCUGCCUUCAGAACAAAACUAGGGCGGGUCCUUUAAUUAACUCAAUCAAUAUUGCUGAGGGCAGGGAAAAGCUGAGAAUUUUGUUCCAGUAACUUAAUGUUUUGUUUUUUUUUAUACACAAAUUUUUUUUGUUACUAAAAACAUUCAAAACAAGGUCCAUAAAAUACCUUUCUUGUAUUUCAGUACAGAUUAUAAAGUGAUUGAUACAAUAUUAUGUUAUUGAUGAUGACAAUUAAAACCCAUUACUGCUUGUUUGUA
This is a messenger RNA of Brienomyrus brachyistius, 1084 nucleotides long. RefSeq names its product actin related protein 2/3 complex, subunit 4, like (gene arpc4l). NCBI's taxonomy places the organism in Eukaryota, Metazoa, Chordata, Actinopteri, Osteoglossiformes, Mormyridae. The transcript has 6 exons. Gene Ontology annotation, molecular function: actin filament binding. The coding region runs from base 88 to 594 and encodes 168 amino acids. The record is from RefSeq and is a predicted model, not a curated record. Gene Ontology annotation, biological process: actin filament polymerization; Arp2/3 complex-mediated actin nucleation. Gene Ontology annotation, cellular component: Arp2/3 protein complex; actin cytoskeleton.